AUGACCACUGAAGGCAAACUAGCUGAGACACAGCUGAAUACGGAGGACAUGGAGGAGCAGGAGGAGACCAGUAUGUGGUCCUCGCAGGGGUUGCCCCACAAAAAAGCUGCAGAGGAGCAGAUUGGAAUACAGGUGGAGGUGCAAUCUGAAGAUCUGGAUUCUUCUCACAGCGACACGAUGCCUCUGAUUCAAAGUAGGGACCCCAAAGGAGUCAACAAGUGUCUGAAGGUUACUUUUGAGGAUGUGAUAGCAGAGCCCCCAUCAGUGCGGAGCUUUGAUAAGGUGUGGUUGUGGAGUCACGCUCUGUUUGAGGUCUCCAGACUGUGGUGCUACCGGCUGAUCUCCCUCCUGCUGGCAGUGCCUGUCUCUCUGGCAGCAGGACUUCUCUUUGCUGUCCUCAGCUGCAUUCACAUCUGGUUGAUUGUGCCAUGUGUACAGCUCUGCCUCAUCAACAUGCACUGGGUCCAGACUGUGUGGAGCAGCAUACUGGACAUUGCCAUUGGCCCGCUCUUUACCAGUUUUGGAAAGUGCUGUGGCAGCAUCACCAUUCGUUUGGCUAGAGACUAA
Myripristis murdjan (pinecone soldierfish) is the source of this 567-nucleotide messenger RNA. RefSeq names its product caveolin-2-like. The coding region runs from base 1 to 567 and encodes 188 amino acids. NCBI's taxonomy places the organism in Eukaryota, Metazoa, Chordata, Actinopteri, Holocentriformes, Holocentridae. Gene Ontology annotation, cellular component: sarcolemma; focal adhesion; caveola. Gene Ontology annotation, molecular function: molecular adaptor activity. The transcript has 3 exons. Gene Ontology annotation, biological process: cell differentiation; caveola assembly; regulation of cytosolic calcium ion concentration. The record is from RefSeq and is a predicted model, not a curated record.